GACUAUGCGAGGUGCAGUAGUAUCCUCCCUGUCUCUACCUACCUGCAGAGAUCAGCUGAACAAAUAGUGAAGUGAAACACUGGCGUGAAUUUUUAUCGGAUUGUGUACAAAGAAGAAUACACUCGUCCUGAAGCAGACCUCUCAUUGCUUCUCACCUUCACGAACAUUUCCUUCGAGUCAAUAUCUAUAAAUAUCUUAAGAAAAGACGAUUUUACAAUAAAUCAUUCAUUUGAAAUUAAUUUCAUUUGUAUUCUGAAGACACCUCGCCACCAAGUCAAGAAGAAAUGAAGAAGUGCAGAAUUUCUAACGCGGUUAUUUCUACCCUCAUAUUGGUGAUAUUUUUUGCAAUGUGUUUAGCUACUUAUGACGUGAGUAGAGGCUCGAAGCAAUACACGCCUAACCUGUUCACUUCUGUCUACCACCCGGGCAAGAGAAAUUACUCCUUACUAUCCCAAAUAACACAUAACGUGAAAAAUGGAAACCUUGUCUAUGAAGCUGAAUUAAAUUUACUGAAGCUCAUAGGCGUUGAAAACUAUCCAAGAGUAGCUGAAGCGGAAGCGAAGGCUCAUGCACUUGCAGCCUCGGGUUCGGCUGCCGCUAACACAGUACUUGGAUUUUUGAUGCGUCACAAUUUGACCAGUUCAAAAUCCAGUGAUGUGAACGUGAAAGACCUGGCGGAGAAAGAAUUUUUUCGUGAAAUGUCAGAUAUUGAUUAUUUUAUUGAGGCCGCUGGCGGAGGAGAUCCCCUGGCCCAGCUUAUCGUUGCUGAACACUACAAGUCGCUGCAUCGAUGCCCCGAUGCUCUCGAUUUAUAUAGGAAAUCCGCCGUGCAGGCGCUCACAACAAUCGACGAAUCCAAAAUUGCAAUGGCUUCAUAUGGACCUUAUGUCGAGCCAUCCGACGGUCCCAGUAUCCAUUGGCCCACUGACGAGGAAAUCGAAUUUCUGGAAUACCAAGCCAGUCAUGGAGACGCUGAUUCAGCAAUGCAAGUUGCCGCCAUUUACAUCAGCGAAGAGCUUGGUCUUCCUUACGAUAUCGAGAAGGCUGAACGAUAUCUGAAAAUUGCAAUCAACGCUGAUUUAUCAACAGCAAUGAUUUUUAUGGCGCACCUGCACAUAGCAGGUAAAGUUGUAAAUUCUGAUCUUGGUUAUGCAAAAAUGCUGUUGGAAAAAGCUUUAGACUUAGGUGAUCCCACUGCGCACGCGGCCUAUGCUCGAUUUUUUUCGGAAGGUUUGGCAGGUGUGCCUCAAAAUCUGAAUGUGGCAAUCGAACAUCUACAAAAGGGUAUUGAAGCCGGUCACGUUGACUCUAUGUAUGGUAUGGGUCAACUACUAUCAACACACUUCGGAGGAGAACGGGAGGCUGAAGCUUUAGAAUAUUGGUCUAUCCCAGCUGCCAAUGGACACGUCUUUGCAUCUUGGUAUACGGCAGAAUACUUCACGAAACUGUCACGACCAAACGUACGGGUUAUUGGAGCAGGUACUACGGAAGUAAGUUUAUUGCUCUGUGAACUGGCACUUCCUUUAUACAAAACUGUUGCUCUGGCCGGGGAGUGGUCUAAUUUACUAUACGCGGCUCAUGAAGAUUUUGAAAAGAAACGUUACGACGCCGCUGCGAUCAAGUACAUGCUUCUCUCUGACUUAGGGUACAAUGUGGCACACGUCAACUUGGGGCGACUCUUGCAAAGUCAAAAAAUUUCCUUGUUCCCUUCAAAAGAGAUCCUCGCUAUCCAUGAAAGAAGAACUUGGGAACGUGCCGCGAACCAUUCCAUGCCUGUCGGGAACUUACAACUCGCUCAUCAUUUAUACUACGGAACUGGAGGACUCAAGCCAGGCAACAAGAGUCGGGCGGCCCAACACUACCACAAAGCAAUGCCCAGCAACACGGAAGCAGCGUUUAAUCUAGCCUACCUGUACGAGUGGGGAGAAGGCGUGCAACAAGAUAUUCAAAAAGCAUAUGAUUUAUAUACUAUAACUUCCAAUGCUUCGUAUGAAUCGUGGUUGCCAUCAAAAUUAGCUUUAGCCCGUCUGAAUUUAUUCUGGAUUGUAAAUUCUACAACAGGAUUUAAUUUCUACAAUUUAAAUUACAGUGAUUAUUCCAGUUAUUUGAUUGAUUUUGGUGAAAUUGUACAUAAUUGCGUUAGUGUCUUUGGUAGCAUAUUUUAUAGCUACGAGUUCUGGCUUUGUUGUUCAAUAGUGAUAUUAUUCAGUUUGCGGCGAUAAUUCAUCCUAAUAAUCGAUAGGUUGCCAAUUAAGUUAGCUGCAAUUUAUAUAUUCCACAUUGUUUUUCAUCUGCUUGCUCAUGUUUACCAUGACAAUGUUUUCACUUGUAAUUCAUUCAUCAAUCAACUUUUGAAAUAGAUACUAGUCAAUGUUAUUAUUAACUAUUUCUAUAUUCUAUA
Messenger RNA from Hyalella azteca, 2401 nucleotides. RefSeq names its product protein sel-1 homolog 1. Gene Ontology annotation, cellular component: endoplasmic reticulum membrane. Gene Ontology annotation, biological process: ERAD pathway. The transcript has a single exon. Lineage: Eukaryota; Metazoa; Arthropoda; Malacostraca; Amphipoda; Hyalellidae. Gene Ontology annotation, molecular function: protein binding. Bases 285 to 2222 code for a protein of 645 amino acids. The record is from RefSeq and is a predicted model, not a curated record.